Messenger RNA from Coffea arabica (coffee), 1320 nucleotides. NCBI's taxonomy places the organism in Eukaryota, Viridiplantae, Streptophyta, Magnoliopsida, Gentianales, Rubiaceae. The record is from RefSeq and is a predicted model, not a curated record.
UAUCACUUUUGCGCUUCCGCAUAAUAACCGCGCAUUGAGUGUUAAGGCUGAACUAGCCAAGCGUUCCUAGCUUGAGACUUAAACGUACGCUAGUGCUGCACGGGAUGUUGGCUUGUAGGAAAAACAAGCAGCCUGUGACACUAGGAACCGAAGGGACUCAUGUGCAAAUCUCACUAAUUGGCCGUAAGCCCUUGUUUUUUGGGUUUUUGGGAAUUUUAGGACCCAGACCAGACACAAAGACUGAAUUGGGGCUCUUAUCUUAUCCAUAACCAUACGAGAGAAUGAUUGAAAGAAUUGGAGGAGGGAGCAGCAGAGAUAGUAGCAGCAAGUAGAAUUGGGCAUUUGAGCAAUGGCUCUCCUCCUCCAAAUUCCCGCUUCCAGUACGAGGACUACCGUUUCAACUCUGCUUUCCUCUCUUUCCUCAUCUUCAUCGCCUUCACUAACUUUUGCCCUCACUUCUUUUCCGCUUUCCAGGCUGUGCAACAACCCUUUGGCUGCAUAUCCCAAACCGUAUGUUGCAUGCAGCAUUCAGCCGCCUUUCCUUCAGAAGGAGAGGAGGGCACCGCUGGCUAAGGCAUCUGCUGAAGGCGCGAACUCGGAUGGGCCUGAGCUUCCGUCAGAGAGCGAGGAGGAAGAUGUGCCCAUUCAGAAUCUUCCUCUGGAGUCCAAGCUUCAGCUGAAGCUUGAGCAGAAGAUGAGGAUGAAGUUGGCAAAGAAAAUCAGGCUACGAAGAAAGAAGCUGGUUAGGAAGCGUCGCUUGAGGAAGAAGGGGCGAUGGCCACCAUCAAAGUUGAAGAAGAACAAGAAUGUUUAGUGUUUGUCGGAAGACAUCUUCCAGCCUUCACUCUUGGACCUGCCUAAACAAUGCAAAGCCAGCUUUAUUGGUGUUGUUAUGAUUGAGGCAAGCAAUCCUGGUUCAUUGCUAUGUUGGUGUUGUUUUCAGCGCAUCCAGGAGGCCAUUUUGUUUUGCUCCCUGCUGUGGCGUUGUUUGAUCUGCUAAGAAAAGACUUUUUAGUUUCAGCUGCAGACACCAAAAUGGACGUCAAGAGCGAUUUGCAGCUCAAAAGUUCCAUCAUGCUGGUGCUGUGCUGCUCACCAAUUCCACAAUGAUGGGAAUUGACAUCCGUCUAAUCUAACAGAUGGAGGAGAGUUGCUCAACCGUACACAAAAGGACACCUUGGAGGGGGCUUGAUUUCAAAGAAACGAGACCGUUUCUUUACCCCUUCCUUGCCUGUGUCAUUUCUUUACUGUUCUCAUAAUCGGCAGAAAGAUGCAUUAUUCAAAUCACUUCCCUUGCAAUGGAAUGCCUUUUUUUAAGCA